Beta vulgaris subsp. vulgaris (sugar beet) is the source of this 854-nucleotide messenger RNA. RefSeq lists its product as hypothetical. The record is from RefSeq and is a predicted model, not a curated record. NCBI's taxonomy places the organism in Eukaryota, Viridiplantae, Streptophyta, Magnoliopsida, Caryophyllales, Amaranthaceae. The transcript is spliced from 2 exons. Bases 111 to 587 code for a protein of 158 amino acids.
AAAAUAAAUUCUUAUUAGAAGCAGAUCCAAACCCCAAAACAAUUCUUAGAAGCAAUCACCUAAACCAAAAGACUCAACUUCAUUUCUUCCUACAAUCAACAGCGUAGGAAAUGGAGAGAGAAACCAAUAAAUUGUAUACUUCUCUUCAGUGUAAACUUUGUAGUAUUAAUACAUUUACACAACUACUGCUUUUAUUAUUAUUGCUUACUCCCACAACCCUUGCUUGGACUGGUGAAAUUCGUGGCAGAGUUGUUUGUGAUGUUUGUGGGGAUUCUUCUAUUGGCCCUGAAGAUCAUGUUCUUGAAGGGGCUGAAGUAGCUGUCCUGUGCAUAACUAAAUCUGGGGAGGUUGUGAACUAUCAGGCGUUCACCGAUUCCAAAGGAGUUUAUACAGUCGCAGAAACAAUGUCUGAAAGCGAACGUUGGGAUGCGUGCCUAGCACGACCAAUCAGCAGCUUUCAUGAGCAGUGUAGUCAUCUUAGGGAUGGCAGCUUGGGUGUCAAGUUCACAUAUAAGCGUCCUUCGGGUCGUGCUUACACUCUGAAGCCUUUUGUUUAUCGGUUUGCUAAUACCCCAAUGUAUUGCUAAGCUACUAAGUUACAUAGUGUAAUUUAGAGCCUGCCUGCUACACACAGAUUGAAGAUAAAUAAAUGAGUUGCUGCUUAAGUUAUUGUUUUACUACUAUAUGGUUGAAAUCAUCUGUAUGUGUGUGUAUAUGUUGGAUUAUAAUGGUACUUUGCUUAGGGAUAGUGGAGGUUGAACGUUGAAGUAUAUUAAUAUACUACUGUAAACAAUGACAAAAGCUGGAUUUUUUGUGUGUUGAUAUUUAAAGAUGGAUUUCCGAGUUUACGAUUA